AAUCAAUCACUGGCCCUGGCCGGGCAAGGGGCACUUGGUAGACCUCCCGCCCCCAGAGCCCCGUUACUCGCCGCAGAAGUGGCCAGGGAUUCACGAUGCUUCGGACCUGUCGUGUGCUCCGUUCCCAGGCUGGAUCCUCCACUGGGGGCUGGCAGCCCCUGAGCUUUGAUGGGGGUGCUUUUCAUCUCAAAGGCACAGGAGAACUGACACGAGCUUUGCUGGUGCUACGGCUGUGCGCCUGGCCCCCUCUGGUCACACACGGCCUGGUGCUCCAGGCCUGGUCUCAGCGACUCCUGGGCUCCCGGCUCUCGGGAGCGUUUCUCCGAGCAUCCUUCUACGGGCAGUUUGUGGCUGGUGAGACAGCAGAGGAGGUGAAGGGCUGCGUCCAACAGCUCCAGACCCUAGGCCUUCGACCCCUGCUGGCGGUACCCAUCGAAGAGGAGCCAGACUCAGCUGUCAAGGCUGGCGAGGCCUGGUAUGAGGGGAACCUCAGUGCUAUGCUUCGGUGCGUGGACAUGUCACGAGGCGUCCUGGAGACCCCCAGCCCGACUGGGAACAUCCUUAUGCAGCUGAAGAUGACGGCGCUGACCAGUACUCGGCUCUGUAAGGAGCUAACCUCCUGGAUCAGAAAACCGGGGGCUUCCUUGGAGCUGAGCCCCGAGAGGCUGGCAGAAGCCAUGGACUCUGGGCAGGACCUCCAGAUCUCCUGCCUCAACGCCCAGCAAAACCAGCAUCUCCAGGCCUCUCUGAGCCGCUUGCACCGGGUAGUACAGCAUGCCCGGGCCCAGCGUGUGAGGAUCCUGGUGGAUGCCGAGUACACCUUCCUGAACCCUGCUCUCUGUCUGCUGGUGGACGCCCUGGCCCUGCGCUGGAACGGCCCCGGGGAGGGCGGGCCCUGGGUGUGGAACACUUACCAGGCCUAUCUGAAGGACACACACGAGCGGCUGAGGCGGGCCGCGGAGGCCGCUGACAGGGCUGGCCGGGCCUUCGGAGUCAAGUUGGUCCGAGGGGCGUAUCUGGACAAGGAGAGAGAGGUGGCUCGGCACCAGGGGACCGAAGACCCCAUUCAGCCCAACUACGAGGCUACCAAUCAGAGUUACAGCCGCUGUCUGGAGCUGAUGCUGACUCAAGUGUCCCACCGGGGCCCCAUGUGCCACCUCAUGGUGGCUUCCCACAAUGAGGAAUCUGUUCACCAUGCCACCAAGCGCAUGUGGGACCUGGGCAUUCCUCUGGAUGGGCCUGUCUGUUUUGGACAACUUCUAGGGAUGUGUGACCACGUCUCCUUGGCAUUGGGGCAGGCCGGCUAUGCCGUGUAUAAGUCCAUCCCUUAUGGUUCCCUGGAGGAGGUGAUCCCCUACCUGAUCCGGAGGGCCCAGGAAAACCGGAGCGUGCUGCAGGGUGCCCGCAAGGAACAGACGCUGCUCAGCCAAGAACUCAAGCGGAGACUGCUGAGACGGGGCCUGAGGGCACCCCAUUAGCAUCCCCAGGGGGCACGUGGUUAAUAAAGAUCCUGAGCUAUUGCCCAGGCUGCUGCCCUGCA
This is a messenger RNA of Canis lupus familiaris (dog), 1540 nucleotides long. RefSeq names its product proline dehydrogenase 2 (gene PRODH2). Gene Ontology annotation, molecular function: proline dehydrogenase activity; FAD binding. Bases 96 to 1478 code for a protein of 460 amino acids. The transcript has 10 exons. Gene Ontology annotation, cellular component: mitochondrion. The record is from RefSeq and is marked provisional. Lineage: Eukaryota; Metazoa; Chordata; Mammalia; Carnivora; Canidae.